GACUGAAAGAACGUGCCCUUUCUCAGUGCUGGCUGUGGGGGGCAGUAAUCGCGUUUCGUUUGCGAGCGGCUGUUGAUGCUUUCCGGUCACCGCGAGAACGUCUGCGAGGCGACAACAGGACUUACGAGAUCGUGAAAGGCCUUGACCCCGAUACACAGUACCGAAUUCGCUUUCGGUCUCGAUGGAACGCGGACUACCGCCUGUUCUCUCAUGUGCCGACGUCGGCCGGAUAUACCAUGAGAUGAGAUGGGCGUACGACUUCUUGCCCCACACGUGGCAAGCCUGCACAGACGGGGACAGUAGGAACAGACCCUGCCCGCUGGUCCAGGACGCGUUGCUGUGGAAUACUGAGUGCCGGCAAGUGGGCGUGCAGAUACGGGAGGACGACCGCUCGCCGGGAAAGCUGUGUGUGGCCUUCGACGAGACAUACGAAGUUUGCAGUAGGGAAAAGGUUCUCCACCACCAGCUGUUCCUGAGUUUCCUCCUGCGGGAGCACCGGUGCAUCGAGUCGGUCACCUUGAGCAGGCCGUUUACCUUUGGGCACGACCAGCGCUUCUUCGAUUCGCUGCGUGUCAACGGACGCGUCCGCCGGCUGUCUCUGCUGGGCCACACCGGUGGAACCUGGGGGCUCUGCAACUGCCGUCAACACUUUGUGGAUGCUUUGAGCGGUAUGCUGAAGCUGCAGGAGCUGAUCACCUCGGAGGACGUCCUGGGUAACGACGCGAGUAUGCAAGCGUUCGUCGAUUACCUGGCGAAUACGACCUCCCUGCAAGCGCUGGACCUGACCCAGUCGGCCCUUCCGUCGGCGGCACGGCGUGCUCUGUACAGAGGUUUGCUCGGGAACCGGAGCCUGAAGUCGCUGACUCUGCGCGGCUUCUACGCGGAGCGCGAGGCGCACAAGCAAGCCGUGUUCGCGUGCCUGCGCGAACACGCCACGCUCGAGUCGCUGACGGUCCACUCGGACAGUUUCCCCAGCUCUGCCUCGCUGGAUUUCGUGGCGCGUUGCGCGGUCGCCAACAGGGGGACGCUGCGUCGACUGCGGCUUGUCGGCUGGCCCAUGGACCUGGAAGCCGCCGCGUCGAUCGGCCAGCUGUUCUCGGGCGACUGCACACUCGAGAGCUUCGCGUUCGUACCGCCACGUGGCGCAACAGACCGCUUCCACUGGCCGGCGGCGCUAGACGCGCUGCCUCCAACGGGACACCCUCAAUUUCCGUUUGCCAUUGACGAUGGAUCCUCGCCUUCUCUCGUCUGCCAAGAGGGCGUGCGUUCCAUCUUGCACGGCAUCGGCGAGAACCGAAGCCUGCGCGAGGUAUCGUUCAGCCUGUCCAGUUUCACGCCCAGCGGCUGCGAAUUGCUGGUCGGGGAGCUGCUGCGCUGCUCCACUCUGCGCAAGAUCACCCUGGAGCCCCAGCGCUUCGACGCGGUCCGGGCCAUCUGCCAGGAGCUCGGGGACAAGGGCCACGCCCGGGACCUCCUCCCCGCGGGUCGCAGGGACGUCUCCGGCACGCUCCUUCCCCAGUGGGUCGGAGACCGCCUCCAGUGCUCCCGCUUAGUCCUCGACCACAGUCGCAUCUGGAGGGAAGAUGUGGAGCGCUGUCCGCGGGGGAUCUACGUGAUGCCUUCGUUCGAGACGGUGACGUCACUCUGCGUGAGGGAGGUGGCAGACGACUUCUUAAACAACGGUACUUGUCGGCUUAUGGCCGAAUACCUGGCCCGCACGACGGAGCUGCGAGAGCUGAACGUGACGGUGACGGGCUACCGCUCUGGUUGGCGAGGCGUGGCCGCUCCCGCUUUGUCGGGCAGCGCCGCGGAUAGCCUCGCCGCCUUCGCCGACUCCCUGGUGGCGAACGGCGGCGUCACUCGGGUGUUCCUCUCGGGCCUGCCCCUCGCAGACGACGCGUGCAAGGCCCUGGCGAAGGCGCUGCGGUCCGGGUGGCGCGUCUACGACUUGGCCGUACUCCAUCCCACGCACGCUAUCGAGGCGUUCUUAAGUGCGCUGAUGGAGGAGCCGCCAAGAUUGGAGGAACUCAACCGAAGCCUGACAAACCUGCACGUUCGUUGCACUCACGAAAAGCAGACUGCGUGCUCGCAUCAUAACCCGGAUGCUUCGCGGCACGGACACCAUCACCACCACCCCCACCACCACCACCACCACCACCACCAUCAUCAUCAUUAUGGCGUCGUUCCACCUCAGCCGAUGUGGCCCGAGUGGGCGCCCGUCGUCGUGCCGGCAGCGCUGACGGACGUCGUGCGACGAAACUGCAACGUCGCCACGCUGGCGGCCCACCACGUGACCGGAAGGAAGGCCGACGCCCGCUGCGCCGACGCCCUGCACCAGAUCGCCAGGGCCGACCGAGCCGCCGUCUGCGAAAGAAACCCUGGACUAGUGGUCAAGGUGCAGGAACUCGCGCUUUUGGACAUCGACCACGACUGGGCCUGCCAGAUGAUAAGGGACAGUGCUCGCUGUUUGCUCACCUUGGACGGUUACAUGCGGGCCGCGGGCGUGGUGAGGAAGACGGUCGAGUGCCACCCGGACCCGAAUGGCCGAAGGCAGCUUCCAGACAUCGGUGACGACAUCUGGGCUUUCGUACGGAGCUACCUGAGCGUCACUGACGUACUGUAGUACUACUAAAGUACUAGCUAUACAGACACACGCUGUACGCACUGUACAGAGAACAUGCACUGCCUGUGCGAGCUUGGUCCCAAAGAUGUAAAUCUGUGCCCACUGGUGUACAUAGUGUUGGGCGAAAUUUUAUUUGCAUUUUAAUAAAGUGAAGCUUGACCUCCUUA
This is a messenger RNA of Dermacentor andersoni, 2790 nucleotides long. RefSeq lists its product as uncharacterized. The record is from RefSeq and is a predicted model, not a curated record. NCBI's taxonomy places the organism in Eukaryota, Metazoa, Arthropoda, Arachnida, Ixodida, Ixodidae.